Messenger RNA from Paramecium pentaurelia, 2246 nucleotides. The record is from the annotation of a GenBank genome assembly. NCBI's taxonomy places the organism in Eukaryota, Ciliophora, Oligohymenophorea, Peniculida, Parameciidae.
AUGUAGAUGGUAGUAUUAAAAUGGAAAAAGUAUGAAGAAAUUAUUACUGAAAUAUCUUAAGUAUUAUUGACAGUGCCAAUGGGAAUUAUUUUGAAUGAUAUUUGUAGUACCUUAAUAGUAACUCUAUAACUAAUAUAAAUGAAACCAUCAAAAUUUCUAUUAUUAAAACUAUCCUAUGUUAUCAUUUUAGGGAUGAUUAUGCAUGGAUAAGUAUUUUAAAUUGUACUAAUUUGUUUGUCCUUCCUUACUAUAGCUGUUGAUAUCAAAUUAGAGUAACCUAAAUUUUAAUAUUCACCUACCUAACUCUCAAAUAAAAAACUAAGGGAGGAGAAUGAACUGGAUAAAACAGAUAAAUCAGAUAAAAUACAUCUUCAAUCAAUAGCUUAUAGUGACAAUUAAGCUGGACAUAGAACAAGUGCUAAAUGUAAAUAAUAUCUAUUUAUUAUUAGAUCAAUUUCUAUAAAUCUUAGAUGAAUUUCCUGAUGGAGUCGCUUUAAUAAUAUUUGAUGAAAAUAGAUUGCCUCAAGUUGAUUUCUGUAAUCAAACAAUGAUGAAUUUAUUACACACAACUCAAUAAGAUUUAUUGAGUUCUUUAAUGUCACUUAAGAAUUUACAUAUCAUGAAAAAGAACCAAUAAACGUAAGAUCUUGCUACUUCAAUAUCUACAUAUAAAAGUAUGUAUUCCCCUGAAAAGAAUAAAAUUGGAAUAGUUAGAUCUAUCUAUAGAGCCUCAACAACAGUUUAGAAUCCUAAGAAUGAGUAAUUCAUAAAUACAAAAUUAAGAUUUUCCAAAAAUGUAAACUUAUCAAUAAAAAUAGCCUUUCAAAAUGGCCCUAGAAUAGGCUAUUCUAUAAAUCCAUUCAUAAGAAGUUUAAUCCCUAUUAACAAAAACACAGAUUGGUUUUGAUUUACAUACAAUAUUGAAUGGAUAUACAACAUCAUAAUCAAAAAAAGAUGUCUGUAUUGAAAUUAAACUAUUUUUAUCAUAUCUCAAUGAUUAACCAUAAUUACUUAUAUUAACAAGAGAUGUCUCAUAUAAAGAUUAUAUUAAAUCGAUUAAUUAACAUAGUAAAGCAAAAUCUAAUUCAUUAAAUUUUGUUUCUCAUGAAAUUAGAACUCCUAUUAAAUGUAUUAUUUAAUUAUUAGAAGAAAUUGAAUUAAAAAAUGAUACAAUUAAGAAUGUUUUAUGGAAUUGUUAUUAUUUAUUAAAUUUCAGUCAUGAUUUACUUGAUCUAGCAUAAAUCAAAGUUGGUAAAUUUAAAUUACAUAAAAUCAAAUUUAAUUUAGAAUAAUUAAUAUUAUAAUUAUUUGAUUUAUUUAGAGUAGAAGCUAAAAGAAAUUAAAUUGCUUUGAAAUUAGAAUAUGAUUAAGAUGCUCCAAAAUAAAUAUGUAAUGAUGAUGUAAGAAUAAAAUAAGUAUUGAUUAAUUUAAUUGGAAAUGCAUUCAAAUUUACUAUUGAAGGUAGUAUAACAGUAAGUGUUAUAGAUUAAAAAGAUGGAACUUUAGAAAUUAAAAUAUCUGAUACUGGUUUUGGUAUAAGAGAAGAAGAUAAGAAAAAAUUAAUUAAAGCAUUUGGUAGAUUAGAUGAUGAUGAAACUAAAUAAUUUAAUCGAUCUGGUGUUGGAUUAGGAUUAUUAAUAAGUAAUAUGAUAUGUAAAUCUCUUUCAACUAAAGAAUCUGGUAUCAAAAUUGAGUCAGAAUUAUAUAAAGGCAGUUCUUUUUCUUUUGAAAUAGAUCAUGAAACUGUUUAUGAUACUGUCAUUAUUUGUGAUAAUGAGAGCAAUAAUGAAGAAGAAGAUUAAGUGGAUAUUGAAGCUUAACCUAGAGUCCAACGUAUUUAUUCUAAUUAAGCCUUUCGAUAGAGAGAAUUAUUAAUUAUUGAUGAUAAUCAAUUUAACAUUGAUAUAUUGAUUAAAUUAUUUAAUUCAAAAGGUAUUAAUAGAAUUGAUUAUGCAAUUAAUUGUUAACAUGCCUUGAAAAUUAUAGAUGAAAGAAUUAGAAAUCAUAUAUUUUAUAGAGUUAUUCUUUUAGAUAUUGAAAUGCCAAUUAUUGAUGGAUUUGGUACUGCAAAAAUGAUUAAAUAAUAUGUUAAUGAUACCAUGGCUACUAUGCCUGUACUUAUUGCAGUAAGUGGACAUGGAUUACAUAUGAAAUAAUAAGCAUUAAAUAAUGGAUUUGUAGAUUAUUAUGAAAAACCAUUAAAAGUAGCAGACAUAGAGGAAAUCAUCACUCGUUAUCUACAAUGA